CGGGGCUUCCUGUCGGGGCGGAGAGGUUUCCGCCGCAGCCGCGGCACUUAUGGCCUCGCUCAAAGCGGUGCUCGGGACGUCGCUCCCGGCCGCCCGCGCCGUGUGGCUGCUCUGCGGUUGCCGCCCGCUGCCCGCGCCCUGCUCCAUCUCGGCCGCCGCCAUGGAGCCGGCGCCCCACUGGCUGGCGGGACUGCACUUCGACAACCGCGCCCUGCGCGCGCUGCCCGUGGAGACGCCGCCGCCGGACCCCGAGGGCGCCGCGCCCGCACCGCGGCUGGUGCCCGGGUUCUGCUUCAGCCGCGUGCGGCCCGCGCCCCUGCGGCAGCCGCGCCUCGUGGCGCUGUCGGAGCCCGCGCUGGCGCUGCUGGGCCUGGGCGCGCCGCCCGCCGCCGCCGCCGCCCGCGAGGCCCGCGAGGCCGAGGCCGCCCUCUUCUUCAGCGGCAACGCGCUGCUGCCGGGCGCCGAGCCCGCCGCGCACUGCUACUGCGGCCACCAGUUCGGCCAGUUCGCGGGGCAGCUGGGCGACGGCGCCGCCAUGUACCUGGGCGAGGUGUGCACGGCGGCCGGCGAGCGCUGGGAGCUGCAGCUCAAGGGCGCCGGCCCCACGCCCUUCUCCAGACAGGCUGACGGCCGCAAGGUCCUGCGCUCCAGCAUCCGGGAGUUCCUGUGCAGCGAGGCCAUGUUCCACCUGGGGGUGCCCACCACGCGGGCCGGCGCCUGCGUCACGUCCGAGUCCACGGUCGUGCGCGACGUGUUCUACGACGGCAACCCCAAGCACGAGCCCUGCGCAGUGGUGCUGCGGAUCGCCUCCACCUUCCUCAGGUUCGGGUCCUUUGAGAUCUUUAAGGCCGAGGACGAGCACACUGGCCGUGCGGGCCCCAGCGUGGGCAGGAACGACAUCCGUGUGCAGAUGCUGGACUAUGUGGUCGGCACUUUCUACCCGGAAAUCCAGGCCACGCACGCCAGCGACUCCGUGCAGAGGAACGCCGCCUUCUUCCGCGAGGUGACACGUCGCACGGCCCGGAUGGUGGCUGAGUGGCAGUGUGUCGGCUUCUGCCACGGCGUGCUCAACACGGACAACAUGAGCAUUGUGGGGCUCACCAUCGACUACGGGCCCUUUGGCUUCCUGGACAGGUACGACCCCGACCACGUGUGCAACGCCUCGGACAAUGCCGGGCGCUACUCGUUCAGCAAGCAGCCCGAGGUGUGCAAGUGGAACCUGCAGAAGCUGGCCGAGGCCCUGGCGCCCGAGCUGCCCCUGGAGCAGGGCGAGGCCAUCCUGGCCGAGGAGUAUGACGCCGAGUUCCGCAGGCACUACCUGCACAAGAUGCGCAGGAAGCUGGGCCUCGUGCAGGCCGAGCGGGAGGAGGACGCCGCGCUGGUGGCCAAGCUCCUGGAGACCAUGCACCUGACCGGUGCCGACUUCACAAACACCUUCUACCUGCUGAGCUCCUUCCCAGUGGGGCCAGAGUCCCCGGGCCUGGCCGAGUUCCUGGCUGCGCUGAUGGAGCAGUGUGCCUCCCUGGAGGAGCUGCGGCUUGCCUUCCGGCCCCAGAUGGAUCCCCGGCAGCUCUCCAUGAUGCUGAUGCUGGCGCAGUCAAACCCGCAGCUCUUUGCGCUGAUCGGCACCCGGGCCAACGUCACAAAGGAGCUGGAGCGCGUGGAGCAGCAGUCGCGGCUGGAGCAGCUGAGCCCGGCCGAGCUGCUGAGCAGGAACAGGGGCCACUGGGCGGACUGGCUCCAGGCGUACAGGGCCAGGCUGGAGGAGGACAGGGCGGGUGCCGCUGACCAGGGCGCCUGGCAGGCUGAGCGCACGCGUGUCAUGCAUGCCAACAACCCCAAGUACGUGCUGCGGAACUACAUCGCGCAGAACGCCAUCGAGGCUGCCGAGAACGGAGACUUCUCAGAGGCAAGGACACACCCGUCCCUCCUCCCCUGGGUCCUGCAGGAGGGGCUGGGCCAGGGAGGGAGGGUCCCCAUAACCCCCCCUUGCUCCUCUCCAGGUGCGACGGGUGCUGAAGCUGCUGGAGGCCCCGUACCACAGGGAGGGGGAGGCCGCCGAGGUCCCGGAGGCCGCCGAGCCCGAGGGGGCCGGCAGCCCAGCAGAGAGGCGCCGCUCCUACAGCAGCAAGCCCCCGCUCUGGGCCGCGGAGCUGUGUGUGACGUGAUCUUCGUAACCGCCUUGGUGGCCGAGGCCCCGAGGCAAGUUGACCCCGAGUCCAUGAGGCGGUGCCCAGCAGCGAGCAGCCCACCCCGUCUCUCCAUGACGGCAGGGACGUCCAGUCAGGACCUGACCCGUCUCUGUCUGACACCGACUCAGCAGCCCAGCACAGCAGCAUGCUCCCCAUGAAAAGCUGCUUCGCGCAAGGACAGGGCAGCAGAGGGGCCAGACCCAGGAGGACCCAGCAGCCACAGCCCCCAUGGCAGCCUGGGAGCGCUGCAGGCCCCUGCUUCUCGGAACAGCCCCUAAAUAAACAGCAGCUCCAAG
Molecule: messenger RNA, 2488 nt
Organism: Pipistrellus kuhlii (Kuhl's pipistrelle)
Lineage: Eukaryota; Metazoa; Chordata; Mammalia; Chiroptera; Vespertilionidae
Gene: SELENOO
Product: selenoprotein O
Exons: 8
Coding region: 50-2350 (766 amino acids)
Source: RefSeq, a predicted model, not a curated record